Molecule: messenger RNA, 524 nt
Organism: Magallana angulata
Lineage: Eukaryota; Metazoa; Mollusca; Bivalvia; Ostreida; Ostreidae
Exons: 5
Coding region: 1-465 (154 amino acids)
Source: RefSeq, a predicted model, not a curated record
AUGGCCUUCUUGCAACAGGUUUUCCCUGUCCAGUUGAUGACUGCAGUGGAAACAUGGACCUCCGCUCCCUCUCCCGUGGCCAUGGUGGGGUUGUCUUCAGAUGCUCGAGGAACAGAAAUCACACCAGAGCAACUUUCUUGUGGUGAACUUGCAGUGCUAAAGGGACAAGUAGGGAGUUCAGUUGAGAGAGCCAUUGAUAUGAUGGAAAUGUUUGUCUCCAUUGAGGAUGAAGUAGAUGCUGACAAAACCAUAUGUGCCAUGGAAACUGGUGAUGUCCAAGACUUAGGUGAGACAGGUCCAUCUGAAGUACCUGUACAGAAGGGAAUUGAAAAUAUUGAAGCAUCCUGCAGUUGGAUAACAACUUUUCUUAAGAAGAAAGAGAACAGCUCCAUCCACGGCUUCCAAGUCAAAAAGCACCACUACCACUACCUUUACCACGUCCACCGCUACAUCCUCAGGCUCUAGAUUAUCUAAAAAAUUGAAAUGUAAUAUAAUUUGAAAUUCACUACAUAUAAUGUACUUAA